GGACCUUGGAUUAGGGAGUAUUCAACCCGCAAUCCUUACGUUUCGUUUUUUGUGCAGGCGGCGGCCAUGACAGGGAGGGGCGGCGACGCUGCGCUCAGGCAGCGCAUCAGGCGGCGGCAGGGAGGCGGGAGGUGCGCGACGGAGACGAAGGAGGAGAAAAUAGAGAGGCGUGGAGGAGAGGCGCGCGAGCGGGAAGGGCUGGCGAGUCGACCACGACGCGGACGAGACCAGCGGCGGCCUUGCAGCGGCUUGCGGUGGUGCAGUCGGCGAGGACCUGCCGAUUCUCGCCGGAUCCGGUGGAAAAUGGCGCAUAGGAGGCGGAUCUGGAAGGAAGUCAGCCAGAGCUCAGAGCACGAUGGCUGCGGGCGCGGCAUGGCUUCGGGUACUGCUGCUGCUCGGCGGUGGGAGAGAAAAGGGAAGACGGGAGGAAGGAGAUGGGAGGCCGGAGGGAGAGAAGGGAGCGGUGAGGUAGGGUGGUGGUGCUUGCGGGCGGGAUGUCCCUCGACGCCGGCACCGUGGCCAUACCAUCUGAAGAUGUGGGGAGUCCCUGGAGUCCUGGACACUGCCUUUGAGGAGCACGGCGACUGCCAGUGCCUGGAGGCCAAGCCAUUCGGUGUGACCGUCAUGCCCGUACUUUCCUGCCACUUCCGGUCUUCCCAACUCGACGGCAAGUACCAAGCAGCAGCUCAGCCAAACCCCGACAACAAGUGCUGAACCGGUUCACAGACUAGCCUGAUUGAUUCAAUCCCCACGUGCUUGUGUCAAUGCCUGCAAGGGAGCAAGCGUACUGGAGUUAUGGUUGGAUGGAGAGUAAUUUGCUACAAAGCUUUACUAUUUAUGGUUAUUUCCUAAAUCUGUGAUUUAAUAUAUAAUGCAUUCUGUAGAAACCAAAAUAAUGUUCGUAGAGAUCCGUUUUUACCAUAUUUCUGCCAUUCAUUUCUGAUUUGAGAAAAUUGCUCAGAAUUAGGUAAUAUCAUUUAUGCUUGUGUUAUCUCUAUCAUUUUAUGGUUUAGCACCAGUCGCACACUGUGGUUACCGUGUGUGGCUUGAAUCAAAUAGCAUGUGAUUGAGCAAAUGAACGAAACAUAGGUGAAACAUUUAUUUUUUUAGUAGAGAUGGGUGCUACGUACAUUCCAUCAAGUGUUCCCUUUAAUUUUUCAUAGUUUACAUUGAGACACAAUAAUUGCUUAAAGCAUGUUUUUGACUGCAGUGUUGCUCGCUAGCAUCUCCACCAUGCAUCUUGUCACUGACAGAAACCCCAUCUUGUCACUGAUAGAACCCCAGGAUCUUCCACCUGCAGCAAACAAAUAAAAGGACUUUAUUUAUGGGCUCAUAAAUUGGUUGUAUCCACGACUCAGGGUUGAUAUGUCCUUGCAUGAGCAAGAUGCCGUAUCUACAUGGAAGGUUACUACAGCACUACACAUAUCUUGUAGAGGUUUUUCUUUUGCUGAAAAUAGCAGGUGAGUGUUAAUAUUUUGCAGGUUCUGUAUUUCACAAUAUUUCGUAUGUUUAAAGGAUAAACUUCCACAACUCUUUUCACUUCUGCAAGUGAACAACUUGGAUCACUUAUGAUGUUUGUUGUGCUAUACCUGUAACUGAAAUAUGUAGUGUAGCGCAUGUUACACUAUCUGCUUGUCCAGAAACUGGAAUAGCUAGCCGAUGUUGGAUAGCGGAGGAUCCUUAUAUUUAUGUUGAUAGUUGUCGAGGAUUUGUUGGUUGUUACCUAAAGGACAUUUGCUAUGGCCCCGUUGCAACUCACAUGCUCUUUUGCUCUGGUUGAUGGAGAAGUUGCAGUAGGCUGAAGAGAUCCAUCAAGGCCGACGGCCAGGAGAUGAAACAGUGAGCGACACAGGGUGCCGGUGCAUGUUGUGGCAGCUGUGUAGUCGACCAACGAGUAUUGGCUCUCAUACCUUCAGGUUACUUUGAGAAACUACACAUAUCUGCAGAAUGUACUAAUUGUGCACUGUGCUUGAUGUAGAGUGGUUUUUUCCAUGUUGGCAUACGAGUACUAAUCAAUGUGAGCUUCAGUUACACUGGGAACAUAUGAUCGAAUGCCCAAUCAUAAUUUAUGUUGUACCUGA
Messenger RNA from Triticum aestivum (bread wheat), 2081 nucleotides. RefSeq lists its product as uncharacterized. The transcript is spliced from 2 exons. Bases 67 to 714 code for a protein of 215 amino acids. The record is from RefSeq and is a predicted model, not a curated record. NCBI's taxonomy places the organism in Eukaryota, Viridiplantae, Streptophyta, Magnoliopsida, Poales, Poaceae.